This is a messenger RNA of Aspergillus neoniger CBS 115656, 1395 nucleotides long. Its product is annotated as shikimate dehydrogenase family protein. NCBI's taxonomy places the organism in Eukaryota, Fungi, Ascomycota, Eurotiomycetes, Eurotiales, Aspergillaceae. Bases 160 to 1197 code for a protein of 345 amino acids. The transcript has a single exon. The record is from RefSeq and is a predicted model, not a curated record. Gene Ontology annotation, molecular function: shikimate 3-dehydrogenase (NADP+) activity. Gene Ontology annotation, biological process: chorismate biosynthetic process; shikimate metabolic process.
CCUUAAAACAUUCCCUUGAAUUUCCCACUUCUCUCUCUCUUUCCCCAUCUCAAUUCCCCCUCCUCCCUCCCCCCAAUUCUUCCUUUCCGAAAACAAAAACAAUCAUUCAUUGCGAUCCUCCACAAAUCGCUAACUAACUAAACUACAAAUCCGCCCAACAUGGCAUCUUCCAACAACACUCAACCUGAAGAACCCAUCACCAUUCCCCAGGACCGGGAUGGUGUCGCCUACCUCUACGGCCACCCCCUCCUUAACUCGCUCUCUCCUCCCCUCCAUGCCGCUAUCUACAACCACCUCGGACUGAACUGGAUUCAGAUCCCCCUCUCCAGUGUCUGUGGCACUUCCGCUACCUACCCUCCCCCGUACACACGCUCCCCGCCCAUCGACACCUUCCUGUCCUCCAUCCGCGCCAACCCCAAAUUCGUCGGCUCCUCCGUUACCAUGCCCUGGAAGGUCUCCAUCAUGCCGCACCUGGACGACCUCACCGAAGACGCCCGCCAAGCCGGCGCCUGCAACACCAUCUUCCUGCGCGACAAUGCCGACGGCUCCCGCUCCUACGUCGGUACCAACACCGACUGCAUCGGUAUUCGCGAAGCCCUCGUCCAGAACACCGCUAACGCGGCCGAGCGGUUCGCUGGCAAGCCUGCCCUCGUUGUCGGUGGUGGUGGUACCGCUCGCUCCGCCAUCUAUGUCAUGCGCAAGUGGCUCGGCGCUAGCAAGAUCUACAUUGUGAACCGUGAUGCUAGUGAGGUGCAGGCCAUCAUGGAGGAGGAUCAGCAGCGCAAUCCGUCCGCGGACAAGGCGCCCUUGAUUCACGUUACGGAUCCCGAGGUUGCGAAGACCCUGGAGAGCCCCGCUGCUAUUGUCUCGGGUAUCCCCAACUACCCGCCUAAGACCGAGGAGGAGAUUCGUGCCAGGAAUGUCCUGACGGCGUUGUUGGGCGCCAAGGAGGAUGGCAAGCCCAAGGGCGUUAUUCUGGAGAUGUGCUACCACCCUGUUAUCUGGACCGAGAUUGCCGAGUUGGCUGAUGCCGCGGGGUGGAAGGUUAUCGUUGGCUCGGAGGCGCUGCUCUGGCAGGGUCUGGAGCAGGCCAAGCUUUGGACUGGAAAGGAUGUGGUGGCUGUUCCUGGCUUGUUGGAUAUGGUCAAGGAGCUUGUGGCCAAGAAUUUGGCUGAGAGGCAGAAGGCUACUCUGUAAAGCUUCUUCCUUUCGCCUCCUUCUUUAUCCCUUCAACAUCCGACAUGUUUCAUGAUGAUUCAUUCCUGUAUAGACUCUCGCAUACCCGGUGCAUUGCUUGUAAUGGAAGACCAAAAAUAACGGAACGGGGCUCAGUGAAGAGAGCCCGAUGAUAGAUAUGACGUGUGUUUGAUUAGGUACAUACGUGGAUCUGGCUGC